Messenger RNA from Kwoniella shivajii, 771 nucleotides. RefSeq lists its product as uncharacterized. NCBI's taxonomy places the organism in Eukaryota, Fungi, Basidiomycota, Tremellomycetes, Tremellales, Cryptococcaceae. The record is from RefSeq and is a predicted model, not a curated record. Gene Ontology annotation, cellular component: Golgi apparatus; endosome. The coding region runs from base 1 to 771 and encodes 256 amino acids. The transcript is spliced from 8 exons. Gene Ontology annotation, molecular function: GTP binding; GTPase activity.
AUGUCAGAUGAAACUCCAGUCAAAGCUGUUCAAGUCAAACUUGUUCUUCUAGGCGAAGCGGCAGUUGGUAAAUCAUCACUUGUACUUCGAUUCUGUCAAGGUGAUUUCAACGAAAACACCUCCCCUACUAUCGGUGCGGCUUUCUUAACUCAAAAAUGCAGAUUGGAGAAUAGAAUUGUCAAAUUUGAAAUCUGGGAUACUGCAGGUCAAGAGCGAUUUCACAGUCUUGCUCCUAUGUACUACAGAAACGCUCAAGCUGCUGUUGUAGUGUACGAUAUCACCAAAGCUGCAUCACUCGAAAAAGCAAAAGCUUGGGUCAAAGAACUUCAGAGACAAGCAAAUGCUAAUAUCGUUAUUGCGUUAGUGGGAAACAAGCUCGAUCUUGUAUCCGAAUCAAGUUCGACUCCUGCGACCGUGACACCCGCAGCUCAAGAGACUGAGACAGAAGGUGAAGAUGGAGAGGAUGAUAGUGCUGAGGAAUCAAUAACCCCUACCCCAGCCACAGAGAGUGAUGACGCUCGUCAAGUUCCCACAGCAGAAGCAGAAGCAUACGCUAAAGAAAGUGGAUUGUUAUUCUUUGAAGCUUCAGCCAAGACGGGACAUAAUGUAGGGGAGAUAUUCACUGAAAUUGCCAAAACGAUUCCCUUUGACACAAUCACACCUGAACCAGCUACUGCACAAACAGGUAACAGGCGGUCAGCAGGAAAUCACGAGAAUAACAACGUUAAUCUCGGUGAGGGUCAGCAAGCUAAGAAGGGUGGAUGUUGUUAG